CAUGAAUAUGAGACAUCGUUUUCACAAAAAUUAGACCUUUGUUACAUGAAUUUUCUAAGAAGGCAAUCAAUAAAAGGACGGUAGCUUAAUAGGAUUUGUUAGCUGGUGAAUGCAAGACAAUGGCUGGCGAAAAUGGAGCUUCAGGCUUAUCGAUGGAUGAAAAAUUGACCUUUAUCAAAAGGAACCUCCAGGAGGUUCUGGGUGAGGACAAACUAGUGGAGACUUUGAAGGAGCGUGACCUGAAGGUGUACUGGGGAACUGCAACAACAGGAAAACCUCACAUUGCCUACUUUGUUCCCAUGUCUAAGAUUGCAGACUUUCUCAAGGCAGGAUGUGAGGUAACAAUUCUGUUUGCUGACCUUCAUGCCUACCUAGACAACAUGAAGGCUCCAUGGGAGCUUCUGGAGCUGAGAGUAAAAUACUAUGAGGCAGUAAUCAAAGCCAUGCUGCGAUCCAUUGAUGUUCCACUUGAAAAAUUAACAUUUGUAAAAGGCACAGACUACCAGUUAAGCAGGGAAUACACACUGGAUGUGUACAGAUUGUCAUCCAUUGUGACAGAACAUGAUGCCAAGAAGGCAGGUGCUGAGGUUGUGAAGCAGGUGACCAACGCUUUGCUCAGUGGGCUCCUAUAUCCAGGUCUUCAGGCUUUGGAUGAAGAAUACUUGAAAGUAGAUGCUCAGUUUGGAGGGGUAGACCAGCGUAAGAUUUUCACAUUUGCUGAAAAGUACUUACCACAUUUAGGAUACAAAAAGAGGAUACAUUUAAUGAACCCCAUGGUUCCUGGCCUGACAGGUAGUAAAAUGAGUUCAUCAGAAGAGGACUCCAAGAUUGAUCUGCUAGAUUCUCCAGCACAAGUGAAGAAAAAACUGAAAAAGGCUUUUUGUGAGCCUGGAAAUAUUGAAGAAAAUGGCAUUCUGUCCUUCUGCAAACAUGUACUUUUUCCAUUGAGAGGAUCGAAAGCUUUUGAGAUUUGUCGAGCCCAAGAUUUUGGAGGAAAUAUUGCAUUCAGUGUGUAUGAAGAUCUGGAGGCUUCCUUUGCAAAGCAGGAAUUACAUCCUGGAGACCUGAAGAAUGCUGUGGAAGGUUAUCUCAAUGAACUGCUUAAACCAAUCCGAGAUGAAUUGGAGACACCUGAGAUGAAACAGCUUGUUGCAAAGGCCUAUCCACAGAAAAAGAGUGGUGCAGUGAAUGCUGACACAGUGACUGCAGAUGGAGUCAGUCCUGUCAAACUGGAUAUGCGAGUUGGGCGGAUUGUGGAGGUGAAGAAGCACCCAGACGCAGAUAAUCUAUAUGUGGAAACAGUAGAUUUGGGGGAGGAAAGUCCACGCACAGUAGUCAGUGGGUUGGCAGGAUUGGUGCCAAUGGAGGCACUACAGGGCCGGCUUGGAGUGUUUCUCUGUAACUUGAAACCUGCAAAGAUGAAAGGCGUUGAAUCAAGAGCUAUGCUGCUAUGUGCUUCAAGAGAGGCGCCCAGGACUGUGGAGCCUCUCAACCCACCAGAAGGUAGUGCCGUGGGUGAGCGAGUUUUUGUUGAAGGCUAUUCAGAUGGCACACCUGAAGAGCAGCUUAACCCUAAGAAGAAAAUUUGGGAGAAACUUCAGGCUGAAUUUAGAACAUCAGAAAAGCGUGUGGCAGAAUGGCAAGGAAACGUCCUCAUGACAAAGCUGGGGGCAGUAACAUGCUCCAGUCUUAGUUCAGUACCUAUCAAGUGAUCUCUUUUACUUGUGAAUCCUCGGAGCGACACACUUUCCACAGUUGAUUUGUUCUGGUUGAAAACUCAGUGACUAUGAUGAAAGCCAUUCUAUAAAAUAGGAAAUAAUGAGUCCACUCUUUCAGAUCUGAGAAAAAAAUUGUAUGUCUGUCUCAUUAGUUAGGAACAUUGAUGAAGUUUAUCAUCAUCCUUUUUUGUCAAAUUAGGUAUCUGUUGAAAAAUAUGCUUUGCAGUUAGGUAAAAAGAUGUGCACAAAUUCUGGAAUGUAAAAAUUAAAGUUCUGAAAGGUCACAGUAUGGAUAAGACUGUUGCAGGCUAGUCUUUCUACCUCUUGAUGAUGGUGUCUGGACAUUUUGAUCUUUCUUCCUUUGCUGUAAUUGCUUGUUAGACAUAAUUUAAAUGCUUAUUGUCAUUAGCUUUUUUGUUUGUACCCUGUUAUAUGCACAAUGUGAUAUCUAAGCUUUGGGACAAAGGUACUUUAUCUAAUUGGAACUAGAACCAAUUGUAAGGGGUUUAAGGCUUAAUGGACACAAAAAAGCUUAAGCAUUCACAAUGCAGCAAACAGUAGCUGAGCAACAAAAGCGACUCAGCCAGGUUUUUUUUUUUUUUAUGUAAAGUGAUGAUCAAUGGACAACUUGGCUUUUUUAUUAACUUCUGUAUGAUUAAGCUUGACUGAUUAGCAUUUUGUCUGUUUAGGCAGUACUGUUGUUGAUGUCAGCAAAUCAUCUCGAAUUCAAGAGAGCAAAAAAAUGAUAAGUGUUCGAACAAGAAUUUGUGUUGACAAAACUAAUUUAUCUUUGUAAUUCACAUUUUCCCUCAAGGAUCUCUUGGUGAAGAUAGAUAAAGAAAGAAAUUUCUUUACAGCCAUAGGCAUGUUUUUUUGCUGUCAAGAACAAGGUUUUCCAUGAACAAUGUUUUGAAUGAAGGUGGAAUUAUAAAGGAAAAAAAACUGAACUCAAUCUAGGUUUUUGAUUUUUAUCAGCUGUAUUCUUGUGAGGCAUAAAUUAUGGCAGAGGACAAAAUGUGAAUUCGUAAUUCCAUUUCCACUUCAUUCUUACAAGUGAAGAAUAAAACCAGUAAAAACUUGA
This is a messenger RNA of Pomacea canaliculata, 2799 nucleotides long. Its product is annotated as tyrosine--tRNA ligase, cytoplasmic-like. The transcript is spliced from 14 exons. Bases 120 to 1712 code for a protein of 530 amino acids. The record is from RefSeq and is a predicted model, not a curated record. Gene Ontology annotation, biological process: tyrosyl-tRNA aminoacylation. Lineage: Eukaryota; Metazoa; Mollusca; Gastropoda; Architaenioglossa; Ampullariidae. Gene Ontology annotation, molecular function: ATP binding; tRNA binding; tyrosine-tRNA ligase activity.